Molecule: messenger RNA, 4098 nt
Organism: Trichoplusia ni (cabbage looper)
Lineage: Eukaryota; Metazoa; Arthropoda; Insecta; Lepidoptera; Noctuidae
Product: rho GTPase-activating protein 44-like
Exons: 6
Coding region: 302-3130 (942 amino acids)
Biological process (GO): regulation of actin cytoskeleton organization; positive regulation of GTPase activity; signal transduction
Cellular component (GO): cytoplasm; intracellular anatomical structure
Molecular function (GO): GTPase activator activity; protein binding
Source: RefSeq, a predicted model, not a curated record
CUUAUUUUAUUUUCCUGAUUCAUCGAGAGUAUUUUAUUACUGUGUCUUUAUACGUAAAAUUACAAUUUAAUUAUGGAUAAUAUAGUGUUAUAAGUGAAUCAUGGAAAUGUAGUGCCUUAUUGGAUAAUUUGUGUAGCAAAUUUUUGUGUAAAUCUACUGCAACAUUCUUUGAUGAGGAUGAUCUCAUUGAUGUUCUGACAUUACGUUCUUUUUAGCUAAAUCUUGAUCGUUUUAUUAUUUUACUAUUGGGUCCAAUGACCUUGUAGCUUAAAAAUAAUUUCAUCGAAAUUGAUUUGUGACAAUGAAGAAACAGUUCUAUAGGGUUAAGCAACUUGCCGACCAAACAUUUUCAAGAUCUGGUAAAGCAGAAGGCUUGACAGAUGAGUUACAAACGGCUGAUAGGAAAGUGGAACACCUCAGAAAUGCCUUACAACUUGUCAGCAAGAGGCUGUCGACAGGAGCAGGCAGCACACAGGGUCAGGAUCCUGCAGCUAGAGAGAAAAGACUAAAGAAACUGCCAGAAUACCUUCUUGGGUUGUCUAUGUUGGAGGCCAGCAACUUUGAUGAUGAUGAUAGUAUCUUAAAAUACAUUUUAUAUGAAUGUGGUAAAACAGAAAAACUACUGGCGAAUGAAAUAGCAGAGCAUGAACUAAAAGUAGAACAGUUGGUAUGUGCGCCGUUAACAUCCAUUAGUGACCAGGAUUUGCCAGCUAUCAUGAAAACCAAGAAACAGUUGAGCAGGCUCAUGAGUGAGAAGGAAACGGCGGCCAGUAGAUAUCAUCAUUUAGAGCGUCAAAAAGAAGAAAAUCCAACAAAGUUUAAUGCAGCACGAGAAGAGCUCGAAGAUGUCGGGAUACGUGUUGAGGCCGCCCGAGACGCCCUGGCCGCCGACAUGUUCGCGCUUGUCGCUAAGGAGGCCCAACUGGCACACACACUACUGCAAUACAUCAAACUACAGAGGGCCUACCAUGAAUCCGCCCUCCACUCUCUACAAGACACAGUGCCAGAACUGGAAAGGUUUAUAAAUGAUAGUUCCACAAAGCCGGUGUUUGGGUAUCCUCUAGAAGAGCACUUGCGAGUCACGAGCCGAACUAUCGCCUUCCCAAUAGAGCUGUGUGUCUGCACUCUACACGAGUUGGCCCUCAAUGAGGAAGGACUGUUCAGGAUCGCCGGAGGUUCUUCGAAGGUGAGGAGAAUGAAAUUAUCGUUAGAUGCAGGCUUGUUCAACGUCCCUCUACCGAGAGAUUACAGAGACAUGCAUGUUGUGGCAUCCGUCCUCAAGUGCUACCUCCGAGAGCUGCCCGAGCCCAUACUAACGUACCGCCUUUACGAAACCUUCGUGAAUGCCUCUCGACAGCCCACAGAACAAACUCGACUGAACGCUCUCUGGGAAGCCAUACACCUUCUGCCAGAGGCUAACUUCCAAAAUCUUAGGUACCUCAUCAAGUUUUUGUCCGCUUUGACUCAGAACCAAAGUACGAAUAAAAUGACUCCUUCAAACCUAGCCAUCGUGAUCGCUCCCAACCUGCUGUGGGCAGCUGACGAGAGCACCUUCGACAUGAACAUCACAACAGCCGUCAACUGUAUCGUAGAGUUACUCAUCAAGCACGCUGAUUGGUUCUUCAAAGACGAUCUCAGCUUUUUCAUUUCAUUUACCAAAGAAGAUCUACUUCCAGAUCAAUGCGAGUACGGUUUCACUCCUAAUUUCGUCCACGGAUACAAUCAAACCGCUGCACUUAGUCAGGACGCAGCGAAUGGUGACUACAGUAGCAUGAGUAAAUCUAUGUUUGACUAUAAUCACCAGAGCUUGAGCAAAGUCACAGACGGGUCCGGCCGACACUCGCGGAGCAAUAGUCACGACACUAGUUUAAUAUUGCUGGAGAAUGACAUUAAAAAGGCCCAGUCCAACAGCUCUUUGUCUGAUCAAUCUAGUCCCCCACACGGAAGUCCAAAGCCGAUACUGAGGCGAAAAAACAAACCUCUAGCGCCGGUGCCGCCUAAUUUCACUCCAGACAAAAAUAGAAAGGUCGAACCACAGUCGCAGCCGCAGCCGCAAGCGCCAGAGCCUGCCAAAGAGCAAGCGACCCCGGCAAAGGUGGAAAACGACAAACCGGCAAAACCACCCCGGCCUGUAAUAUCAGAUACCGGUAAGGUUAUAACUGGUGUACAAACAAUUAACCGCUCUACGUACAGACAGAGCAAGGCUCUAAAGGAGGAAGCAGCUCGCUGCGGCAGUCGCGAACACUUGUCUGACACACGGCGGCAGAGUCUCGAACUGGACAAAGAUAAACUCGAUAUUAUAAAAGCACCGGAUGGUCGGGAGUCCACGCUUGUAGUCAAGAAUGUGACGGCACAGACGGGCAUCGUCGGCAGAAUGAAAGUCGUUGGCGACGCGAUGAGUGGGCCCGCGUCGCUGGGCGCGGAGCGGCCGCUGUCGGGAGGAGACAAGCUGGCGCCGCGCGCCGGGCCCGUGCUGAAGCCGGGCGCCGCGCCGCCGCCGCGCCCCGUGGCCGCGCCGCGCACGCUGCUGCCCGCGCCCGAGCCCGAGCCCGACGUCACGCUGCGCCACAAGCCCGCCGUGCCCGAGCGGCCCGCCGCGCUGCGCCCGCAGAGCUUCCGCGCGCUGCGGGCCUCGCUCACCGACGCCGCCGACGUGGCGCCCACCGUGCUCGAGCGCACACACAUCUACACCGUGGACAAGCACCACCCCACCGUCAUCCAGGUGGGGGCCGCGCCGCCGCCCGCCGAGCGGGACGCGGACGACGCGCCGCGAGCCACCGUGCAGCGCACGCACAGCUCGGGCGGACGUGACGGCGACCUGGAGGAGCCGCGCAGCCUGUGCGUGGCCAGCCGCCAGCUGUCGCAGUCGGAGGGGGACAUCACAGACAGCCCGUCCCCGCGCCCGCAGCCAUCCCGGCCGCCGCGCCCCCUCAUGCCGGCGCCGCCGCCGCCCGUGUCCGCGCCCGCAGCGGCCGCAGCAGCCACAGCAGCGCAGGUGGUCCAGCCCGCAGCAGCACCAGCACCUGCCGCUCCCGUGGCGCCUGUUGCUCCGCUGGCAGCUUCCGUCCAAGCGACUGUAACUGCUUCCACGACUGACGUCGCUCAGUCGGGGGAGAGUACUGAUCUUUAGCACCGGACAGUUGUUCCUGUGCCGAUGCCGAGGUUGAAGCGCCGGCGCUAGCGCACUGAGUGCUGAAGUAGUGUUGUGUUCGUGAUGACGGCUCUAUAAUAGAAGCCAGUUAACGCGAUCGUGAUUUAUGAAGUCGCAACGAGACUGAUGUUCGCUUUUUAUUUUCUGCUGGCUCCGCCUGACGGUCGAGUAGAAAAAUGUAAUUGAGAAUCGUUUUUCUUUGCAUCAAAUGAGUAUUAUGUAUUUAUUUUUGUAAAAGUGUAGCAUUAUUAAUAAGAUAACAAGUGAUAAAUUGAAUAAUAUUAUCUAUUACCAAAAUAGAAUUUACAGCUUCUGCAGUAAUACAAGGUCUGACAAUUAACCAUUGACCCCUGGAAUGUUUUCCAAAAAGACAUAUCGGUUGGAUUGUCUAUGUAGCUUUUUUAUGCAGUCUAAUUGUAUUUAAAUAAUGGAGCAUUGCAAACUAGUUUGUACAAUGUGUGAAUGUUGCAAUUAAUACUUGUGAUAUUAGGAAAUUAUAAUCACCACUCCCGGUCAAUGACCAGUAGCGGGAGAAUGCACAAAUGUUAUUGUAACGAACAGCCAUAUUUUAUGAUAUUGUGAUGGUGUUUUUUCAUUGGCUACCAAUCAUUUGGCCAGCGCCGGAAAGUCUGAUAAUUUGCUAGCCAUUAGAAAGCAUAUAACGCUAAGUGGCUGCUAAGACAAGUUAAAUUUUAUUUUUCUAUUCAGAUUAAAUUAUAAAAUAGUCAUGGAGUUGGCCGACUGACUGUUGUCUAAUGGCGAUAUGCCGUCGUGAAUUGUCAAUGCAUUAGAUUAAGUAAUCAACGCAAUGCUGUUUCAAUGACUAUUAUUUUAGCUAUAAGUAUGUUAUGUAGUGUUUACAAUCUUAUGUGAUAUGCAUUUUAUUAUUAUAUACUUCAAGUAUACCGGCUUCUGUUGUAAGUAUUAAUAAAAUAGCCCAAACAUUA